UUCAGUAAACGGCGCAAUGACAAAUAAGAAUAAAUCAAAUAUUGACGGUAGUAUAUCGAAUUAUUAUCAAAGUCUGAUAUUAUUACGUAGGAAUAUAAAUUAUUUGGUUUUAUUUGUCGGUUAUGUGAUGCCAAUAAGCAGCAAUAAUUUAAAGUCACCGGGAACAAAAUUGACUUUUAAUUUAUGUGGAAAAUCAGCAGCAUUACAUGCUGAUGAUGUUGAUCAAGAUGAUGGUCAAUUUUUUACAAUAGCACCAGCAUUGCCAAUAUUACCAGGUGUUUUAACACCAUCAAAACUUACCAAAAGAUCAUUUAGUUCAUUAACAAGUCAAUCAAGUUCAACACUUGGUUUGGAAGAUGUUGAAAUUGGUGGAUGUGAUGUUGUUGCACUUCAACAAAAUGGUGAAAAUAAAACAACGGUUGUGGCAACAAGAACACCAGCAGAAAGAGAAAAAAAUCCCGAUCGAAUUUGUCUGGAUAGACGUGGUCUUACGACCUUUCCAAAUAUUACUGGUGAACCCAAGCUACGGUUGAUGUCACUUCAACACAAUCUUCUAUCACGAAUUGAAGGCCAAGAUUUUGUUCAAUUAACAAAAUUAGUUUUUCUCGAUCUCUAUGAUAAUCAGAUAGAAAGAAUUUUAGAUUUAACUCCUUUAGAAAAUCUGAGGGUUUUAUUGAUUGGAAAGAAUAGAAUUAAAAAAAUAGAAGGGCUCAAAUCAUUGAUCAAGCUAGAAGUUCUAGACCUCCAUGGCAAUCAGAUUGUCCAGGUGUCGGGAUUAGAGAAUUUAACAUCACUAAAAGUUCUUAAUUUAGCUGGAAAUAAUGUCAAGAUGAUAGGAUUUAAUGAUUUCCAUGGACUGACAUCAUUGAAGGAACUUAAUUUAAAGAGAAAUAAAAUAAAAAAGCUACUUGGUUUUAACGAAACUCCACAGCUACAAAAAUUGUACCUGAGUAAUAAUGAUAUUCAUAAAAUUGAAGAUAUGGGAAGCUUAGCAAAGGCUUUGGAAAUUCGAGAAAUCACCAUUGAUGGAAAUCCUGUUACUUUAAAUGCAGAUUGUAUAUCUUUUUUAGUAUCUUAUCUACCAAAUCUUCAAGUUCUAUCAACAAUGCAAGUCAAUGAACAAGUGAGAAGAGCAGCAAUGGCUUGGAGAACAAAUAAAGAACAAUCAAAUUCAGCUUUUUUGGAUUUAAGUACCCAAGUAUGUGUCAAUGUUAGACGUGAAGAAGUUAUAAUAAAUGCUAAAAAAAAUUGGCAACUAUUACGAUCACAAACGAAAAGUCUCUCUAGUAAAAUGAAUAAUCAAAAGAAUGAAAAAGUACGGGAUUAUAAUUUACAAAAUUCAAGUAAAUUUGAUACAGUUAAAUUUAAAGGUGGAUUUGAUGAGAAACUGAUGAAUUCGGCAUCAUUGACAUCAAUUAAUGAGAAGGAAGUGAAAAAAAUUCAGUUCAAAAAACGAAGUAAUUCUACUGAUGCUUUACUUCAAUUAGAUCAUUCGAAUAAAAUUAAUUUAGCAUUAGAUUUUAAACUGCCACCAAUUUUAGUACCAAUUAUUAAUAAUAUUACAAGUUGUAAGAUAAAUAGUAGCAGUAGUAAUAGUAGUACAACUAAUUUAGGAAGUAUAAAAAAUAGUUUAAAUGUAGAUAGUAUGGAUACCACCACUGACAGUGAAUUUGAUAGUUCAGAGAGUCAUGAGAGUCUUAAAAGUGGACUGAGAAAUCACUUGAUUAAUACCAAUUCUCGUAGCCAGUCUGUUGAUAAUGAUAACAAGAGUGUUUAUAAUUUUUCUAAUAUUCCUCAGCACCAGUUGAGUCUAUUUAAAAAUCAUGAAAUAAUUAAAGCUAACAAUAAUAGUAAUAAUGAUAGUGAAAGUGUAGAAAAUAAUGUGAAGAAAUUAAUUAAUAAUAAUAAUCAAAGUCAAUCGAGAAUCAAGCUAGGACUUUCAACAGGGAAUUUGUGCAAUUUGAAGACAGGAAGUUUGGAUAGUAAUAGUAAGAUUAUGAGUCAAGCAGAAAGUUCCAAGUCUUCGGAUAAUUAUAAUGAUUCUGAGGAUGAGAAGAGUAGAGUAAAGAGUGCACAAAUAAAAAAAAUUGUUCAUUAUAGAAGUAAUAGAGCUGCCACUGCCAGAGCUAAACACCGAGCUGUCGUUACUCAGCCUCCUUUGAUUCAAUUUACAGUUCCAAAAGAAAAAGAACAAGGAGGAGAUUAUUUGAUAGAAAUUGUCGGCCAUUGUUUAAAUAUUUAUGGACAAGGAGCUUUAAGAUUUAUUGAUAGAUCUUGGGAUGUAGUAAAAGCUAAUGAUGUUAAUACUGUUAAAUUUAAUUACGUUCAAUUCAAUGGAAUAGCAACAAUUCUUAGCAAAAUAAAAAUAAAAUUCCCUAAUGUGCAGCAUUAUAUUUUUAAAGAAACUAAUAUCAGUCAUCUAGGACAGAUAAAUGCUCUUGCUGAAGUUCAAGGUUUAAAAAGUAUCCAAAUUGAUGCUGAAGGGAAUCCAAUUAUUUCUAAAGACUGGAAAGUUUAUGCUAUUUUUCGACUUUAUCAUUGGGGCUUGAAGAUGAUUAAUGGCAAAGAGAUAACUGAUGAUGAUGUUGAAGCAGCAAACAAGGAAUAUUCAGGAUUGACUGACAUUGUUAUGUGGUCGUUACCAGAGACAUUAUUACAACCUUUAUUGCAAAGACUUGACUUGGAAAAGGUCCAGAGGCAGAAUGGCGAACAAAUUACUGCCAAGCAAUUUUUAUUUACCAGUGAUCCAGCAUUGAGAGAUGUUGUUGCUAAAGAAGCUUUACAAUGGCGAAGAGGUAAUGUGACUCAAGAUGAUUUAAUUUCAAGACACAAAGGUAAAGUUUAUUUAUCAAAUUUUAUUGAUCAGACAGUAGAUGCAAUACAAAAGUUGCAAUUACUUGAAGAUGAAUGGCCAAAUAUUUUGCAUGAAAUUGUUUCUCAAACAUUAACGGAUUACUCCAAUAUGAAUUUAUAUAUGAAGGAACAAAGCAAAAUACUCGAAUCAAAGUGAUAAUUAAUAAUUAAUAGAUUAUAUAAAAUAUAAUUAAUAAAUAA
Molecule: messenger RNA, 3054 nt
Organism: Chelonus insularis
Lineage: Eukaryota; Metazoa; Arthropoda; Insecta; Hymenoptera; Braconidae
Product: leucine-rich repeat-containing protein 49
Exons: 6
Coding region: 17-3010 (997 amino acids)
Molecular function (GO): protein binding
Source: RefSeq, a predicted model, not a curated record